Naegleria lovaniensis is the source of this 1737-nucleotide messenger RNA. RefSeq lists its product as uncharacterized. The record is from RefSeq and is a predicted model, not a curated record. Gene Ontology annotation, molecular function: iron ion binding; oxidoreductase activity, acting on paired donors, with incorporation or reduction of molecular oxygen; heme binding. NCBI's taxonomy places the organism in Eukaryota, Heterolobosea, Eutetramitea, Acrasida, Naegleriidae. The transcript is spliced from 2 exons. The coding region runs from base 1 to 1737 and encodes 578 amino acids.
AUGAACCAGUCGUUACUGUCGUCAACACCUAGCUUUGCCGCUGACACCUUUUCCAUGAUCACAACUGCUGCUCUGUGGGGUGCACUCUUGACGUGUGCGCUCAUUGCUCUCUAUAUUCUGAAAUUGUUUUAUCAAAUUUAUAGAAAUUAUUCAUUGGUCAAACACAUACCUGGUUCUUGGCAGGUGGCAUUCGCUCCCAUCCAUAUUCCGCUCAUUUCGCCCAUUUGUAACUUUUCCAACGUGAGAGGUGUUUUAAACUGUGCCAAAAAGAUUGGAGACUCUGAGAAUGGUAUUUUCAGAAUGUCAAUGGCUAGUCAGAACAUUGUUUGGUUGAUGGGUUCGGAUUACAUCAAGCAAGCCACUGUUUCAUGGGGUCACAAUAUUGGAAAACCACAACAUUAUGAAAUCUUUGAUAUAUUUGGAGAGAAUAUUGUGAGUGCCAAGAAUACAGAAUCAUGGAAGAAACAUCAUCGAGCUUGUUCUCCUGCAUUCUCAACACGUAAUUUGGAAUAUGUGGUGCAAGUUGCAAAUGAUACUGCUCAAAUGCUUCUCGAGAGAUGGUUCAGAAGGAUGAACUUGGGCAGUGAUGCUACUCGUCUUGCUGCUUCUUCCACCUCAACGAUGGAAAUCAAUGCCACUGCUUCUACGACCACUCCUUCCAAGACGAACAAUCGUGAUCACAACAAGCUUGUUGGUGGUGAAUAUCAGUUACCCCCACACUCGGUCCUAUUCGACGGAAAUGAAAUGGCCGAAGUAACCAUGAACGUUUUACUCAAUGCUGGUUAUGGACUUUCCAAAACAGCACUAUUUGCCGACUCGGAACGAAAGAAACACCUCUUGACUGCGGAAGAGAAGGCACAGGGAGAAGAGUUUUUGCAUCAUAUGGAGUCGCCUUUCAACAUUGAAAAGGGUUUGAAAGCAGCUGGAGAGGUUCUAGAUCAGAUCAUUGCUGAACGAAAGAAAGAAUUUGGAGUGACCAUGUCCUCCUUCAAUACAAAUGAAGAGAGAGAACAAUUUUUCGAUUCUGAGGAUGAAAAGAAGGAUUUAUUGAGUUUACUCGUCAAGGCUAAUUUAAGGGAUCAAUUACUGACAGACAUGGAAAUGAAGAGCAAUGCUUUUGUGGUGCUCUUGGCAGGUUAUGAAACCACUUCAUCCACACUCCAAUGGUUGGUGUAUGAACUUGCAAAGAAUCCUGAUGUGCAGAAAAAGUGUCAAGAUGAAAUUGAUCGUUUAUUGAAUCAUGGAACAAUUCCUUUCAGUUAUGAAAUGUAUAAUGACUUUCAAUAUUUGAAUGCAGUCAUUAUGGAAACAUUACGUCUUCACUGUCCUACCUUCCAAGUCGAUAAGAUUGUUCUCAAUAAGAAUACUCGAAUUGGUAAAUAUGACAUUCCUAAGGGUACUCAUGUCAAUAUUCAUAUCAUGGGACUCAAUUUGAAUGAAAACUAUUGGGAGAAUGCCAACAAGUUCGAUCCAGAACGAUUUGCUACCAAAGAAUUGAAAGAGCAAGCUCAAAAUCAAGCAACUUGGAUUCCAUUUUCAUUUGGUAAUCGAAGAUGUAUUGGAUUUAAAUUUGCACAACUCGAAAUUAUUAGUGUUGUGAUUCAAUUAUUGAAGGAAUGUAAUUUCGUCUUGCUCAAUGAUGAAACAGUGGAUCCAGUGUUCGAGCAAAUGGGAUUAACAUUGAAACCAGGAAAUUUAAAGGUUGCCAUCACAUCACGACGACGACAACAACAAUAA